Molecule: messenger RNA, 1182 nt
Organism: Ectocarpus sp. CCAP 1310/34
Lineage: Eukaryota; Phaeophyceae; Ectocarpales; Ectocarpaceae
Source: the annotation of a GenBank genome assembly
AUGGCUUCGGGUUUUGAUGACCUGCUGCCUUCCACCGUGCUCUCGGUGGCCCUCUCGGCCCUUCACCAAGUCCAGCAGCGAAGCCGCACGCAUCGCACGCUAGCCCAGUGGGCCGUCGCACUACGCGCCUUCGACGACGCCUUCGAGUGGGAGGAUAGCGGUGAGCAGGAUUGUCCGCCCGUGAAGCGUUCGAGGCAAACCUGUUGGACCACACCACAGAAGGCGGCGAAGGUCUUCCGCACUCGCUUCCGGGUACCUCACGCCUUCUUUCUAGAACUGGUGAAGAUGGCGAGGGGGAAGAAGUGGUUCUCUGUGCGAGAAAAGGAUGCUGUCGGACGUCAGGGGAUACCAAUUGAACUGAAGUAUUUAGUUCCGCCGUGCAAGGUGGCUCUGGCACGCAGCGUACUUCCCGUUGUCCGUGUGUGAUACACCUACACCGCUCGCCGUAUGUACGUUCAACACAGAUAGUUCAGGUGGUGAACAGCAGUGGUAUUCCGAACAUGUGCCGGUGCGUUUGGGUCGUGUUAUACAGCAAAAACCUAAUGCACGCGUUUUCCAACUGAGCUCGAUGUAUGUGAGUACAACACGCAUGUCAACAGCAAGGUGCUCACGAACGCCAUGUAGCAGGCAGAUACACAGCAGUCAAGCUGCUGCUACUCAAGUGCUUAAGUUGACCAAUGGCCGUGAGAUACAUGGUAUGCACGCAGCAGCUUGUGUAUUUCAUACUUGUGCGAGAUACAUACGUCCAGUGACGUUUGGUAUAUUCCAGUUCGAUGUACAUUGGCUUUGGCUUCAGGUGGCGAAACCGCCGUUUGUCUGUCUCAUUGGACGUUCACCCACCGUCACCCUAUUUGGCUUUCAAUGCGUCAAUGGUGCAACACACGAGUAGAAACAGGUUGUUGUUGUUGGUGAACUGCAGCGAUGUGCCGAGCAUUGAGCCGAUGCGUUGCAUUGUAGUGGACAACUUCACCCGCUGGUAUCGGAGAGUACACAGCAGUACUGCUGUGGUGGCAGAACAUGGAUCGAUGGGGAACGUGCCUUGUACCGUCACACGAACGUCGCAUCGCUGGCAUAGGAAGUACUGCUGUAGACGUACCACAGCCAGGGAAAAUCGGCAUACGCUCUGGUUUCGCUUGCACACUUUCCAAACGCGCGGGCACCUACGCGGCACACCACGACUGU